AUGGGCUCUCCUCCAGCCAGUGCAGGUUUUCCGCAACCAACUGCCAACAACGCACCAUGUAUGAUCGAUCCUACCAAGAAGACUGAGCAGUUCAACUUGCUGGACUACGAAUUCAUGCCCAUUGUCGCUUCGGGCACAACGACCUUGAUUCCAUUGGCAGCGCCAACCUCAGAAGCACAAGCCAAUGCAAUGGGCGAUGCAAGCAAGUAUCCGCUGCCCGUGUAUUACUUCGAGAAGCCGGCCAAUGCACCGGACGGCGUCUACGACAUCGUCAUGCUUGUCGGAUCGACUCCAAGAUAUCUUGCCAAAUUGAACAAUGGCCGCGUUGUCUUGACCACAACUUCAACUGGCGCACGGGUUCAGACUCGCCAGGGCCAACAAAUGCAGACCACAGUCUUCAAGGUGGACUGCAUGUCGAAAAUCACUGCUGUCCAAAACGGCCAAGCGUAUUACUUCGACAAAUCAGGACGGAACGUCCAAUUGACUGCUGGAACUGCCGCCAAAGGCAUGAUUGCGCAUUCACUGAAAGCCGGCACCAAGGCUCAUCGCAAGCGUCGAAGCUUGUAUAAUGAAGGGCUCCAACCACGAUGUGGAAAGUACCCAGAGCAGUUGACUGCCAAAGCGAGGAAGAAUGCACCUCCUGCAACCUCGAAUGGUUGCAGUGGUCUAGGGUACUGGGCGCCAGACUUUACUUUCGGCUCUUCAUGCAACAAGCACGAUCUAUGCUAUGAGAACUGCGAGAGUGGAACUUGGGACAACUGUAAUCAAGAUUUCUUCGAUGACAUGAUUAAUGAAGGAUGCCUGAGCAAGAAGCAUUGGUACAUGUGGCUGAUCUGGGGAGCAUGCAACAAAGCAGCUGAGGCUUAUGCGCUCGCCGCCGCAACAUGGCCGGGAGCGAAAGCUUUCGUCGAGUCGGGCGCCAAGCGUUGCGAGUGUUCUUGUCCUUCUCCCCAAUUCAUUUGUGGUGCAGACGGAUCCGACAAAUCCUACUGCGCCAACAUCUUCAGCAACGAGCAAACAAACUGCGGAGCAUGUGGACGAACAUGUCCAGAAGGUAGUAAAUGCAAAGGAGGCAACUGCGUCUGCCCCAUCGACCAAUGCGGCAAAACCUGCCUCGACCUCCGGCAAAACCCCUUCCACUGCGGAAAAUGCAACAACGCCUGCCCCGACGACAAACCCUACUGCUUAAAAGGAACCUGUAUCGCCGCUCCCAAAGAAUGCAUCGCAGGUCUCCCCAACCCAAACUUCGAAGGCGACUGGCGCAAAGACUGGCAAACCAGCGUCUGGUCCGACACAAUCUUCGGUAAUACCCCCACAACAGGCUACAACGAAGCCUACGACCACCCCGGUCAAUACCAUUUCUACAUCCUCACCCCAAGAGGCGGAGGCAUAACAACCAAUACAUUCUCCACAACAAUCACCGCGUGCCCGAAUAAAAGGUAUAAACUCGGGUUUGGGUAUUACAAAGAUCAAGGAUCGGAUACUUGUACGAUUGAAGUUUUGGCUGCGGGGCAAAUAGUUUUUAGUUCGACGAUUGGGAGGUGGGAUCAGAAUCCUUCGCAGCAAUUGGAAAUGAAAGAAGCGCAGCUUGGUCCUUUUAUGCCUGGAGGUGAGGUGGUGAAGAAUGGGCUUUCAUUGAAUGUUCCGGUGACGUGGAAGAUGGUUUGUCCCGGGGAUUGGCAGAAUAAUGAUGAUAAGUCGCAGACGAGGUUUGGAAGGUUUACGCUUACGGCUUUGUGA
Cercospora beticola is the source of this 1740-nucleotide messenger RNA. RefSeq lists its product as uncharacterized. Gene Ontology annotation, biological process: phospholipid metabolic process; arachidonate secretion. The record is from RefSeq and is a predicted model, not a curated record. Lineage: Eukaryota; Fungi; Ascomycota; Dothideomycetes; Mycosphaerellales; Mycosphaerellaceae. Gene Ontology annotation, molecular function: A2-type glycerophospholipase activity.